Symbiodinium pilosum is the source of this 993-nucleotide messenger RNA. The record is from the annotation of a GenBank genome assembly. NCBI's taxonomy places the organism in Eukaryota, Dinophyceae, Suessiales, Symbiodiniaceae.
GUCUUUCGCAUCGUUCAGCUCCCGCCCGCCGAAGCCAGGGACUAUCUGAAGGAGCUGCUUGUGAAGCAAGAAGCUUGCACCAUUUGCAGUCAUCCUCCAUUCACGGGCGUUUUGCUGGAUUACUUCAAAGCCAGAGAUGAGAGCGUUGAAGCCGCCCAGCAAUUGCAGGCGGCGCUGUAUGACACAGCCCUCUCAGCCACCUGCUCCUCGCAGAAUGUUGAAAAGUUGCACGCCCACGCGCAAGUCUCGCAGAAAACGCUCCAGAAUGCAGGCCCCCGCCCAGGCACACUACAACGUCAGACCUAUGUGAUGGCAGCGCGCAUUUUGCACAGCCGCAUCAAGGGCCUCAUUGAGCGGGAGGUAUUUGGUGGCAACUUUGCGAGGGCUCGCAAGUUGAUGGGGGCACGCGUGGUGUCACGCAGCAAAGCAGCAAAUCCCUCUCUCAAAAAUUACGCGGCUGGAGCAGCGCAAGAAGGCCGCAAGCGGGCCAAGUUUGUGAGACAGCAAGUCCUGAAGAUCCAGACGAAAGCAUUGUCUGAUGAAUACAAGACAUGGCUGUCCAACCCUCAGCAGCGUGAGCAUUUGUUGGAGAAAGCAGAGCAGAUGGCGGCGGCCAGGCAAGCAGUGUCGGACACUGUUUUGGGUGCGGACGUGGGUGGUGGUGAUGAAGAUGGUCAGGCGGUGGAUGCUGCCAAUCUGUCAGAGCGGCAGAAGGCUAGGCUGGGGCAGGCCCGGUUGAACAAGUCCCUAGCAGCUUUGUUCAAGCAUCCUGCAUGGGGGCAAGGUCUGCGUGCGCAAGACCCCAACACGGCGCUGGCGGCGUCUCACGUGUUGAGUGAGAAUGCAUUGUCCGAGCAGCAGUCCCGCGAAGAGUCGAACGCAUUGUUUCAUUUCGAUGCGCAGGUGCUUGAGAACCCAGCGGCGAUGCCAUCCAUGACUCGAACAUGCCAGGAGACACACGGUGGAUUGUGCCAGGAGGAGUCCGGGUCAGCU